This is a messenger RNA of Lottia gigantea (owl limpet), 483 nucleotides long. RefSeq lists its product as hypothetical. The annotation marks the transcript as partial. The transcript has 3 exons. The record is from RefSeq and is a predicted model, not a curated record. NCBI's taxonomy places the organism in Eukaryota, Metazoa, Mollusca, Gastropoda, Lottiidae.
UCCGUUUGUAACUUGAGGAUCUGCAUGAUAAGAGGAAACAGAACCUCCUCCACUUGUAACUUGAGGAUCUGCAUGAUAAGAGGGAACAGAACCUCCCCCGUUUGUAACUUGAGAAUCUGCAUUUUAAGAGGGAACAGAACCUCCCCCGUUUGUAACUUGAGAAUCUGCAUGAUAAGAGGGAACAGAACCUCCUCCGCUUGUAACUUGAAGAUAACCUCCUCCGUUUGUAACUUGAGGAUAUGCAUGAUAAGAGGGAACAGAACCUCCUCCACUUGUAACUUGAGGAUCUGCAUGAUAAGAGGGAACAGAACCUCCUCCGUUUGUAACUUGAGAAUCUGCAUGAUAAGAGGGAACAGAACCUCCUCCGUUUGUAACUUGAGGUUCUUAGGGAACAGAACCUCCUCCGUUUGUAACUUGAGGAUUUGCAUGAUAAGAGGGAACAGAACCUCCUCCGCUUGUAACUUGAGGAUUUGCAUGAUAUGA